Hirundo rustica (Barn swallow) is the source of this 695-nucleotide messenger RNA. RefSeq names its product relaxin-3-like. The transcript has 2 exons. Lineage: Eukaryota; Metazoa; Chordata; Aves; Passeriformes; Hirundinidae. Bases 1 to 585 code for a protein of 194 amino acids. The record is from RefSeq and is a predicted model, not a curated record. Gene Ontology annotation, cellular component: extracellular region. Gene Ontology annotation, molecular function: hormone activity.
AUGGGGAUGGCCAAGCUGCGACUGCUGUGCGCCGCCGUGGCGCUGCUGUGUGCGGCACCGCCGGGGCGUCCCGGCGCCGUGCUGCCCGCGGGCGAGGGGGACGGGUACGGGGUGAAGCUGUGCGGCCGCGAGUUCAUCCGCGCCGUCAUCUUCACCUGCGGCGGGUCCCGCUGGAAGCGGCUCUCCCUGCUGGCGGCGGAGCCGGCGCCCGCGGCCGAUUCUGCACAAACAGCAAGUAACAAACUACUGGGAAGCUUCAAUCUGCAAUCAGUUUUGGAUCCUGAAGUGGAACAGCUGCGGAGAAGCAGCCCAUUUCUUGGAUGGGAGACAUUUAAGGACUUGUAUAGUUUAAAUUACUAUAAUGAAUAUGUACCUGUGGCAGGCGACUUAAAAAAACUUGUUCACCAGGUAGAAGAAGCUGUUCAGAAGGACAGGGGAGGAACAGGAAAUGCAAAUCCCAUGGAAUCAAGCAGCUACCUUUGGGCCAGGUAUCCCAGAAGAAAACGGGAGUCUCUGGGUUUGGCAGGAAUGUGUUGCAAAUGGGGCUGUACAAAAGCUGAAAUUAGUGCUAUAUGCAGAGUUUAAAAUUCUCUCUACAUUUAAUGCAUGAAAUCAGUGUCUGUUGCAGUACUACUUGAUUGAUUACUUCAUAGAGGAAGAAAACUGUUGCUGUAUUUUAUCUUAUCUAUAUGUGC